AUGAGGUUCUUCACCAUAUAUAUCGCCUUUGUGCCCCUCACCAUCGCUCACACGCGACGCUAUGAAGCACUCCAGGCUGCACCAGGCGAUCUUAUGCCACGGUUCUUUAUCGAUCGAUCUUUUCCUCUAGCCAAGCGUGCUGGAGACUGUGGUUCAGACAAACACAACUGCCUCGAAAUCGGCUUCCCUGAUGACUGUUGCGACAAUGACUCUUAUUGCUACGUCAACCGACAAGGUGAUCCGAAAUGUUGUCCUAUAGGCUCAAACUGCUCGUCCGACUCGCCGUGCAACUCAACUGCUUACUACUGCACCCGCACCGCUAUUAUCAGCGGGACUACCACUGAGCAACGGGGUUGCUGUGAUCGCAAAUGUCCUACGACGAGUCUUUAUCUCUGUCCCAGCAGUCUCGGCGGGAACUGCUGCGGUUACAACUCUGAAUGCCGUGUUGGUGGUGCUUGUGCCUCGACGAGACCUGCUUCAAGAACAGGUCUACUUUCACCUAUACCUUCAGGCUGUACGACAUCCCAACAUAGUUGCACCAUCGGAGAAGGAUGUUGCGACAACGACCAAGUGUGCACUCAAGUCAGUGGUGAGGGAUACUGUGCCCAGGCUGUACCUACAGAAAGCGACGCCACAGUCGUUGACGACGAUGAUAGCGAUAGCAAAUUGUCGGAUGGCGCAAAGGCGGGCAUAGGCGUUGGUGUUGUUGUAGGAGGGAGCCUCAUCAUCGGCGGCCUUACUUGGAUGUGUCUGCGGAAACGAAGACGCCAGCGAAGUGCGUCAGGGCCAUCUGCACCCGGGCACGUCAACGACCCUGCUCGUGACGGCAUGACAGAUAUAUCAGGGAGUCAUGUCCGGUCAGGUCCGACCCAAGAUUACUUUGGACCAGAUCCUGCAGCUGGUCCAUACACAGAGCCGGCCAGCUCACGAGUUACUUCACCUGGCAGAGACGCUGCAGUACCCAUGCAUGCACAAAGUCCUGGUGAUAUUGCGGCGCCAGUCGAGAUCGAUUCAACGAGAAGAGAAGGCAGUGAUCUAUUAUCGCCCAUGUCCAGUCCGAGUCUGUACCAGACACCUCUUUCCGAAACAAUAGACGGUCGAUUCGAGUUAUACGGUAACGAUUCAUCGAUAGCCCCUGACCGUCCGCUGUCCAUCGUUCCAACACCACCACAGAGUAUAAUGGGGGACAAACGCCCAAGGCAGGAUUAA
Fusarium venenatum is the source of this 1209-nucleotide messenger RNA. RefSeq lists its product as uncharacterized. Lineage: Eukaryota; Fungi; Ascomycota; Sordariomycetes; Hypocreales; Nectriaceae. The record is from RefSeq and is a predicted model, not a curated record.